Messenger RNA from Mesoplodon densirostris (Blainville's beaked whale), 3642 nucleotides. It is a transcript of the gene ATP6V1E2, whose product is annotated as ATPase H+ transporting V1 subunit E2. The record is from RefSeq and is a predicted model, not a curated record. The transcript is spliced from 5 exons. Gene Ontology annotation, cellular component: proton-transporting two-sector ATPase complex, catalytic domain. Lineage: Eukaryota; Metazoa; Chordata; Mammalia; Artiodactyla; Ziphiidae. Gene Ontology annotation, molecular function: proton-transporting ATPase activity, rotational mechanism. Gene Ontology annotation, biological process: proton transmembrane transport.
GCGGGCUGCCGGCUCCGCGCCCCGCGCCCCGCCCGCGGACGCCGCUCGGCCCUGCCGGCUCACCCUAGCUUGACUCCCCGCGAGGGCUGUGGGGAGGGGGCGAGGAGGAGGAGCCGAGGAGGAGCGACGGGGAGGAAGGAUCAGAAAAUGGUGUGUUGAGAGGCACCGCAGAGGUCAACUGGACCACCUCCCUUAGAUCUCCGUGAAGUUGUAGCCACAGGCUCAAGUGGGCUCAUAAUCCCCAUCCCGGACAGACUGGAAGUUACAUCUGCCAGACACAUUACUCGGGCACCCGAGUUCCUGCAGAGACACUUACUUGUUCAAUUCCUGACUUUUAGCCCUGCCCCACCCUUCAGCUGCCUUCAAGUCCCAGCACUGAUAGCCUGAGUAGAAGUGGGAGUCAGAAGAAGCAUGAGAACUCAGGACUGCAGAUUCAGAGACUGUGACAGGCUGUGGGAUGACUCUACCCCAGCCUCAGCCCAAGAGCCCUGGAAUUCCAGGACUUCACCUACCAUCACCAAGGAUAUGGCUGGCCACCUGAGACCAUGGGUGAAUGUGCCAUGAAGUGCUGUGAGGUUCCCAAACUCCAUGCAGGGCUACUAAUUUUAAUAUAAGGAAGCAAGACUAGGAUGUGUUUCCACUUAUUUUAGGGAGUGGAAAUCAAAUCAGGCAUAAGUACUCUGUGCACACAAAGAGUGACUGUGAUGAGGCUUAAAGCGGAGGAGAAGAGCUAGUAAUAAUAUAUUAGUAGUAGUACUAGUGAUGCUGAUGAUGACAGUAACUACCAAGCGUGAAGAUUAACUUUGUGCUUAACGGUUUGGCCCGCCUUCCCCAGUGACAGUCUGGCUUUUUGGAUUCGAGCUGCCUGGUCAAACUGUGAGGGUCUGCAGAAAGAAGGAAGCAACAGUGCCAGGUUCCAGUGCGUGUUCCAAGUUCCACAUUCUGCCUUCAGACGCCCGGCGCCAAAGCAAAGGCUGGCCCUUGGCAGGGGACUGCUCAGAACGUGGAACUCUGGAGACACUCCUGAAACUGCCCUAAGUCAAAAGAACCAGAGAGUCCACCAGUUCUCCCUCCACCUCCCUUUCCAGGAGCAGCCAUGGCCCUGAGUGAUGUCAAUGUGCAGAAGCAGAUUAAGCACAUGAUGGCUUUCACUGAGCAGGAAGCCAGUGAGAAGGUAGAAGAAAUAGAUGCCAAGGCUGAGGAAGAGUUCAACAUUGAGAAAGGAUGCCUUGUGCAAACCCAAUGACUGAAGAUUAUGGAGUAUUAUGAGAAGAAAGAGAAGCAGAUAGAGCAGCAGAAGAAAAUCCAGUUGUCUACCAUGAGGAGUCAGGCAAGGCUGAAAGUCCUGAGAGCCCGAAACGACCUCAUCUCAGAGUUGCUGAAUGAUGCAAAGCUGUGACUCAGCAGGAUUGUGGCAGACCCAGGAUUUUACCAGGGGCUGCUGGAUAAACUAGUGCUCCAGGGUCUGCUCCGACUGCUGGAGCCUGUGGUGAUUGUACGCUGCAGGCCACAGGACCUCCUCCUGGUGAAGGCUGCAGUGAAAAAAGCCAUCCCUCAAUACACGACAGUCUCCCACAAACGCGUGGAAGUCCAAGUUGACAGAAAGAUGCAACUGGCUACAGAUGCGGCUGGAGGUGUGGAGGUCUACAGUGGUGAUCAGAGAAUAAUGGUUUCCAAUACUCUGGAAGGUCGACUGGAUCUCUUAUCCCGGCAAAAGAUACCAGAAAUACGAAAGGCCUUGUUUGGAGCCAGAGCCAACAGGAAGUUCUUUAAGCCUCUAGGAAGUGAAGCUCAUGUUGAACUUCUAAGCUAUAAAAGCAUGAGUUAUUAGGACAAAGGAAACCAGUAAUAUCUCCUCCUCUUUUUUGCUCUGGUAUUAGUCUAUCUUCAUGAAAUACCCUUUGACUAGCUAAAGGCAUUAUACUUUGGAAUAAAGCCUGACUUAGUGCUUAGCAACUAUUUCCACUUUAUCUAUACAUAUUACAGCUUCUUGUCAGUUCUACAGUCUGGGUUGAAGGGAGGAGAGACAUCUGUUCUUUAGCUCGUCCUCCAACUGAGAUGUGAAUGAUAUUCUUGACCUAUGGGUCUGGGUGUUCUAAAGCUCUUUAAUAUGUAUGUGAAGUUUGUUUUUCUUCUUUUGUCUCAGCUUCUUGUUCUUAUGUUAUUUAAUAAGGUCUAGAACUCUUUUUCAUGUGUAGAGGGUCAACUUCAUGGGCAUAUGGUGAGUGCAGUCACACAGAGCUUCAUGUCAGAAGAGCCUGGGACUUGGGGGUCUAAUGCUUUAUAGCCACUGUCUGGAAAUUCUUAAUUUUAUUUUUGCAUGUGUGCUUUAUAAGUGAGGUCCAGUGGGACUUUGGAGCAUGUGUCAGGGACUUGGACCUUGGCUCACACGUAGUACUAAUUCCCAAAGCCUACCCAUCUCCCUGGGAUGGGUUCUUGACCACCCACUUCCCAGCACCCUGGUGCUCCAAGGCCCUGCCUUCCCUUACCUCAACUAGUGCACAUUGCUGCCCUCUGCCCAGUGUGCAUGCGGGGAGGGUCUGUAUGCUCCGUAGAAUCUUAGGGCUGGGCAUAAUGGUGGCCAUCUCUGCUCUGGUUGGCAGCUCCAUGGCACAUUCAGCAGGUGACUUGGUGAGCGUGGGUCUCUCACCCACCAGAUACUGGGCACAUCUCAGUGUGGAGGUUUAAAGACCCUGGGGUUCACCUGUCUCCUGUGGAUUGGAUCAGCCAGCCUAUUGGAAUGGGAGAUACCUGGCUUGGCUUCCCUGACCCUGGCCUCAGUACAACACAUAGAUCUGGGGGCUGGUGGGAAGGAGGGCCCAGCAGUUGUCAAGGUUGCUGGGCCUGAGUCUAGGGGAGGGAUCUUCAGGAGCUUAUAAGGGUCUGCACUUGCCCUGUAAAGUAUCCUGUGCCUGAUGGAGUUCUGCAUUAGACAACUCGGUGUCUGUGGGGGGACUUGGGCUCAUCUCUUGUGACCAGCUGGAUGCAUCUUCUGGGAGAAGCCAAGAAAUACAGUCAUUGUGGUGAUUCUCUUAUAUGGGCAUUGCACAAUAUAAAGAUAAAUGAUAAAAUUCAUGCUAAGGAUUUUAUAUUGAAUUUUUAUUUACUUAGACAUUAAAUAGCAAAUAAACACCAUGACAAGCCAAAAGAGAGACUGCAGAAGAAAAGAAAAAGCUUUAUAAGUAUUUUAGUACCUUUAACUGUACUUUUUGAACAAAGGAUUCCACAGUUUCAUUUUACACUGGGCCCCAUAAAUUAUGUAGCUGGUUCUGCAUGUGUAUGGUGAUUUUAAGUCUAAUUUAUGCCUGAGUGUGAUUUAUGUAUUAAAAUAGAAGUUUUUUGAAAAAAAGAAUCCCCAGGCAACUCUGCCAAGGGCAAAGGUUGGCUUGUGUGGUCAGGAAUUUAUAAGGAACAGAAAUCCCAUGAAGCUCAAACACAGAGUAGGAGGCAGGUUAUUAGUAAACAGGGGUGUCUCACAGAAGCUUGGGACAGGAAUCUGUCAUGGUCUCAGGGGAGGGCUGGAACUGGGCAUCAGAAAGCUUUCUGAAGUCCUCUAGAUGGCUAGUUCAUUUUCUUUUUUAAGCAGUGACUUUUUCUACUGUCCAUUUUAUUUUUUUAUUAUAAUUAUUUUUUAAACAUAAG